Guyanagaster necrorhizus is the source of this 1688-nucleotide messenger RNA. Its product is annotated as alpha/beta-hydrolase. Lineage: Eukaryota; Fungi; Basidiomycota; Agaricomycetes; Agaricales; Physalacriaceae. The record is from RefSeq and is a predicted model, not a curated record. The transcript has 2 exons. Gene Ontology annotation, molecular function: hydrolase activity. The coding region runs from base 130 to 1410 and encodes 426 amino acids.
CCUCAUCCAAAUAGUCAAAUGACUGCAUUUGGGACUUACACGUAGCCAUCUAUAAUAUUAAUGCUACUAGUGCUACUGUCUGCGACAUAAAAAAUCAAUGACUCGUUAGCCGUGACAUUUUUAUUCAUCAUGCCCAAGGUCCCACCGACGCCGCUGUACAUUUAUUCCCGCCAGCCAACGAAACAGAUUUAUCUCGCCUACCAAUUGUUAACUACCGUUUUCUUUCGCUUACCCAUCUGGUUUUUGCUUGCUGUGCCCAAAUCCCUCCGCCCAAGGCCAACAUGGCCAUUGAAGCGCGUCCUAUUUCUUCGACUUUUCCGCCAUUUCAUGUAUAUCACUUCGCAGUGCGUUUUCUGGGCUUACGCGUGCGAACGCUUGACAUUGAUUUGGCGUAGGACCGGUCCUAUUUAUACCACUCCAAAUCACUUUGCCAUCACCCCAGGUAGCGGAACAGAAGGCAUAUGGAUUCCUCCAGCCGACAAAUUCAUGACCAAGAGUCUCAAGUCUAUGGCAGAGGUCUCGAAGGUGUUGCCUACGCAUAUUCCUGGAUACUGGGUCCACAGAAAGGGAUCCAAUAUUCCAUUCGGUUCUAUUCCUGUUGCCGGUAAAAAAGUCAUCUUGUCCUGCCAUGGAGGAGGAUACAUCCGUUACUCCGGUCAUCCCGACGAUCCCACCGCCACUAUUGCGAAAGGAUUGCUGAAAAACUUUUCAUCAGUACAGCGCCUUUUUUGUGUGGAGUACCGAUUAUCGAAGACCUCAGCCGGAGCUUUUCCAGCAGCUCUGCUGGAUGCGCUGGCUGCUUAUGUAUAUCUUGUAAAUGAUAUCGGCUUCUUACCCGCAAACAUCAUUGUCGAGGGUGAUUCCGCAGGAGGAAAUUUGGCUUUGGCACUGACGAGAUAUCUUGUUGAGUCCCAGAACAAUGCUGAGGGUGUACCAGUGCCUUCACCGCCAUCUGCGCUUGUUUUAUUCUCGCCAUGGGCAGAUAUGGGCCUGUCUCACUUCACAUUCGGAUCCAUCGCUGCAAAAAAUUCAGCGACAGAUUAUAUUAGUGGAAUGGCAGAGGUGGACUAUGCACGGAGAAUGUUCUGUGGCCAAAAUGGUAAAGACUCUGUAUCAGUGAAUCCAUACAUGUCACCGGCUUCCAUCGAUCCUCGAAUGAAGAUUGAUUUCAAGGGAUUCCCGAGGACGUUCAUCGUCGCUGGGGGAGCAGAAGUGCUACUGGGUGUAAUUCGGACGCUCAAGGAAAGGAUGGCUAGGGAUCUUGGGGAUAAUAAGGUAGGAUACUACGAGGCUACCGAAGGUAUACACGACUACGUUGCCUUUACAGAGUGGGAACCUGAGCGGACGGAAACAUACAAGGCUAUUGCAGAGUGGCUGGCAAACCCAGUUCAAGCACGGUUCUCUAAGUAGAAAUACCUUACGGCAAUUUGCUAGUACCUUGUUCCUUUUGUACCACCACAAUGUCAGACAGCAUAUAUGCGCGGCGUCCAUGGAAGUUCUUCUAUCUGCUAUACCAAUUAACUGUUACCCUCGCCGUUCGUCUGCCUAUAUGGAUUUUUCUUUCUAUGAUACGACGCCCACGACAGUCAUGGAGCGUCUCGCGGACCGUGCUUGUGCAGCUCCUUCGACAAUUCGUCUAUAUCACUGAAAAAAUAGGUCCUAUCUUGCCGUGGGAGGAACCCAGCCAU